AUGGCUCCUCCAGAUCUCAAUUCUCUUCCUCCUUCCAGAUCCAUGUCUUCCUCCCCCAUGCAGCCCAGGUCUAUGCAAUCUGCGGCGUCCCCUCCCAACCGACGACAGACUCCCUCACCUCGAACGUCUUCCCUAUCACUGGCCACUGCUGCCAUCGCCAAUGCCGCAAAUGAAUCCCGAAGAUCUUCUUUGAGCAAUCGAGGCUCGCCCAGACUUGGCCGAAUGCCUAGUGAUCGUCGCCGUUCUCAAGUCGCUCUCAACCUCAAUUUGAACGACCCAACUCUUCCCAGUCCUGGUGAGCUCUCGAGCAAUGAUCCUCGAGUCAGUGUUGGCCACAGUUACGUCUCAGCAAGUCCAUCUACCAUUGGCGGAAGACCCGCCAUUGCCACUGGUGACCCCCAUCAUCAACGACAACCAAGUCUAGGUGACAUUCACAAUGAGUUGGAGCAAGAACAAGAGGCACAAGUCAAUCGGAUGCUACAAAUGAUCAGAGAGCAACAACUUCAACUCGACGCUCUACGAAACUCUCAGAACGAACAACCCUCCACACGAUCAUCACAACGCAACUUCGCCGUGACGGGCAACAGCCAUGCAAUCGUGGACGACGAAACCCCGGCUUCUGAACGCUCGAUCUCAUUCCCUUCAAUCCAUCCCGCGGUCCCCGCGGCUCCACAACCAACGAGACGCAUAUCUCGCGGUCCCUCCAGCGCGAGUCGUUCCCCGGCCUUACGACCUCUUCUAGGCCACGAAUCCAGUAUCGGAACCAGCGGCGACUGGCCUCCCUCGCCAAUCGAAUCUGCUGCAAGAAACAGCUUUCGCGAUGAAAGCGCCUUCUACCAAGCCGAGACUGCUAAUCUGACGCGCGAGAAUCAAAUGCUGAGAAUGAGGAUCCGAGAGCUGGAGAAACAAAUCAGUGAAUUGAACGCCCUGCCCGCCAACACGCCGGUCACUCCAAGCAACUUGGUCACAAGCCCACCUGUGGAGGCCGAAGGAGAGGAACCUGCAGCAGCGGAGAUUGCGAGGAUCACCACGGACCCAGAUAAAGCUUGA
This is a messenger RNA of Rhinocladiella mackenziei CBS 650.93, 1050 nucleotides long. RefSeq lists its product as uncharacterized. The transcript has a single exon. NCBI's taxonomy places the organism in Eukaryota, Fungi, Ascomycota, Eurotiomycetes, Chaetothyriales, Herpotrichiellaceae. Bases 1 to 1050 code for a protein of 349 amino acids. The record is from RefSeq and is a predicted model, not a curated record.